Molecule: messenger RNA, 743 nt
Organism: Dryobates pubescens (Downy woodpecker)
Lineage: Eukaryota; Metazoa; Chordata; Aves; Piciformes; Picidae
Gene: APELA
Product: apelin receptor early endogenous ligand
Exons: 3
Coding region: 129-293 (54 amino acids)
Biological process (GO): heart development; apelin receptor signaling pathway
Molecular function (GO): apelin receptor binding
Source: RefSeq, a predicted model, not a curated record
CACUGGCAUAUGAACUGGGCUGGGGGCUGCCUGCCUCUUACAGCCACGCGGCCCGGCAUUCUACACGUUCCGUCGUCUACAUACAUAUACACACAUCCCCGGAGCGCGCUUCUACGCUGACUGCAGACAUGAGACUCCAACAGCUCCUUUGUAUCGUGUUUUUCCUCCUGGCGACCCUCCUCCCUGCCGGCGGACAGCGGCCAGCCAACCUGGCUCUGCGAAGGAAGCUCCACCGGCACGGCUGCUCCCACCGGCGCUGCAUGCCGCUACACUCCAGAGUGCCCUUUCCCUGAGCAAUUUCAUAAUGGGCUCUUCAGUGUUUUAAAGGAGCAAUAAUUAAGCUGAUAGUUUGUCAGAAGUCCAGAUCGACAACAACUGACCUGAUAGAGCCACUGCAGUCUUGUCUUCAGUAGUCCUGUCUACCGCAUUCUGCAAGACCUGGAACAGAUGCCACUGGCUCCCACCCUAGGGAGAGAGAGGGAAGAAAUGGAGGGUGGUGAUAGGAAGAUGUACAUGAAACUUAUCUGGCUGAAACAUUCUGUAUAAAUUCUUUGGCUCUCAUAAUAACUAGUGAAAGUUAAAGACCACAUCAAACAUUGGGUACCUGAGAUGGAUUUCCAGUGGCAUUAAGAAGAAUCUGUCCAAGGGGACUCUUAACGGCCUGUCAAGACUAAAAGACACUGUACACACUGUUGACUGCUCAAUUCAGGCUGUGCAUAGGGCAGUAUUUCGGGUGAAAUAAU